This is a messenger RNA of Dictyostelium purpureum, 1725 nucleotides long. RefSeq lists its product as uncharacterized. The record is from RefSeq and is a predicted model, not a curated record. The transcript has 5 exons. NCBI's taxonomy places the organism in Eukaryota, Evosea, Eumycetozoa, Dictyosteliales, Dictyosteliaceae. Bases 1 to 1725 code for a protein of 574 amino acids. Gene Ontology annotation, molecular function: protein binding; guanyl-nucleotide exchange factor activity.
AUGGGCGAAAUAGAGAUAGAAAAUAGUGUAAUUAUAAUUCAAAAAUGGGUUAGAGGGUGGCUCGUAAGGAGACAGCAUAUAGAUUUUUUUAAAAAAAUUAAAAUAAGAAAAUUUGUUAUUAAUGAAAUUAUUGGUACAGAAAAGAAUUAUAUUUCAAAGAUAAAUCAUUUAUUGGAGCAUUUAAAGAAACCAUUAUUAGAGAAUUCAUCAUAUUCAAAAGAGAUAAUUUAUGGAAUUUUUUCAAAUAUUGAUGAGAUUAGAGAUCUUCACAUCGAUAUAUAUAAUAGAUUGAUUGAAGCUAAACCAUUAGUAAUAACUGAAGUCUAUUUAGAAAUGAUUUCAAAAUUUACAAUAUAUUUUCCUUAUGUUAAAAAUUAUAAUAAUGCAUAUAAAAUUUACACAGAAUUAUCAGAGGACGAAGAGUUUUUAUCAUUAGCAGAACAAUUUGCAUAUUUACCAAGUUACUUAAUUUCACCAGUUCAACAUACACCAAGAUAUAUAAUGCUAUUUUCAGAGCUUACUAAAAAUACAAAUCCUCAAAACCCAGAUCAUCCAAAUCUUUCAAAAUUAAUUCAAUUAAUAAGAGAUAUGGCAAAACAAAUUAAUGAUUGUAUAACAUCAAAUGAUAAUGAUGAAGAAGAUGACAUUGAUAUAAAUUCAUUUAGUAAAUCAUCAACAAGUCAAAGUUCAAAUAGUCGUGGUAAUAUAAUGAAAAGACCAGCAUCAGCAUCAUCAAAAAGAAAACCAAGAAAUAGUAUUGCAAUGCAUAAGAAGGCAAUCGAUGCAGUUUUGUCAGAUUCGAGCGGAGCAAGUGCAAAUAACGAUUAUUCACAUCUCCCUUCCUAUUUAAGACCUACUUUGGCAUCAUCAGCAUGGUCAAGGUCUAAAGUAGAGUAUUCACCAUCACCAAAAUGGAGAUUUUCGAUGAGCAAUAGUAUUUCCGACUCAUUUGAUCCCUCAAUACCAUUAGAACCUUACACAGAUAAAAAUUCAAACUCAACACCAAAAAAAUUAACCAACAAUUCAUCUUCAUUACCACCUUGGAGACCUGCUUCGAAAUCUGUAAGUUCAGUUGCAGAUAAUUGUACAAAAAUAACAAAAAAAACACUUUUUACUCGUCCAGUUUCACCACCACCAAAACCAAAUUUUCACAUGCCAAUUACUUCUACAGCACCCAGUGGGAGUAAUGGGAGUAAUGGAAAAGGGAUACAACAACACCAACAACCACAAACCCAACAACAGGCCCCAAUAUUAAAACCUUUACAAACUUUAGCAAAUAAUGAAAUUCAAUUAAUACCCUCAUCGUCAUCGUCAUCUUUAAAACCACCACUUUCACCUUCUAGAAACUCACCAGUUUACCCAUUUUCAAAUGAUAAAAAUAUUCCCAUAAUGGAGAAAAUUUCAAUAAGUGAUAAUAAUUCAACAAUAAUAGUAAAUACAAAUUCAACAUCAGUCAUUUCAUCAGCAACUAUAACUACCACAUCAGUAACAUCUAAAUCUACAACAAUAUUAUCAAAUAAAUCAUCUACAACAGCAUCAACUUUGACAACCAAACCAGGUGUAAAAAAAUCAUUAUCAUCAACAAAUAUUUUUAGUCAAACUCAACCACCAACAAAAGGUUCAUCAUCAAAUGUAACAUCAUCUCCUAUUUCAAGUUCUACAACUGUUAAUAAUCAUAAAUCUCCAGAAAAAACAGCUUUGUCAGUUGUUAUUUCAACACAAUAA